AUGGCGACCAAACGAAAACGAACUGAACUUGAUGUAGCAAUGAAACUCCGAUUGAUCGACGAUAUAGACAACGGGAUGAAACGAAUUGAAGUAGCUCAGAAAUAUGGUGUGGGAAGUCAACGCGAUAUGAAUCAGUUGAUGUUGGUGUGGUUCCGGACAGCGAGGGAUAAGAACAUCCCGAUUAUCAAACCAUUAAUAAAAGCAAAGGCGAUGCAAUUUGCAGAACAACUAAACAUAAUCGACUUUGGAGCAUCUGAUGGAUGGUUAACAAAAUGGAAACAACGAAACAAAAUCAAACAAGUGGCGGUAUGCGAUGAAAGAGGGGAUGUUGACCAGACCAUUGUAACUGAAUGGAAAAGCAAGAUUGCCGAUUUAUGUGCUGGUUACCAACCUGAGGACAUAUUCAACUGCGAUGAAACAGGCCUGUACUUUAGAGCACUACCAGACCGCACCCUAGCUGAGAAGCAAGAUGAUGUGACCGGAAUUAAAACUUCCAAAGACCGGAUUACUCUUAAACCUAUGGUAAUUAACCGAGCCGAAAACCCACGAUGCUUUAAGAACAUUAAGGAGGAUCAACUGCCUGUUGUAUGGAAAGCAAAUCGCAAAGCGUGGAUGACUGGGGCACUAUUCGAUGACUAUCUGAAUGACCUUAACCGUCAGAUGAAGUUUCAACGCAGACACAUAUUGCUGUUCCUCGACAACGCAUCUUCUCAUGUCGACGUUAAUAAAUCAAACAUGAAACUUGCAUUUCUUCCAGCAAACACCACAUCGGUCCUUCAACCACUAGACCAGGGCAUAAUCAAGGCAUUCAAGAGUCGCUAA
Anneissia japonica is the source of this 822-nucleotide messenger RNA. RefSeq names its product tigger transposable element-derived protein 6-like. Gene Ontology annotation, cellular component: nucleus. The transcript has 3 exons. NCBI's taxonomy places the organism in Eukaryota, Metazoa, Echinodermata, Crinoidea, Comatulida, Comatulidae. Gene Ontology annotation, molecular function: DNA binding. The record is from RefSeq and is a predicted model, not a curated record. Bases 1 to 822 code for a protein of 273 amino acids.